Messenger RNA from Orussus abietinus, 3989 nucleotides. RefSeq lists its product as uncharacterized. NCBI's taxonomy places the organism in Eukaryota, Metazoa, Arthropoda, Insecta, Hymenoptera, Orussidae. The record is from RefSeq and is a predicted model, not a curated record. Gene Ontology annotation, biological process: mitotic cell cycle. The coding region runs from base 103 to 3612 and encodes 1169 amino acids. The transcript is spliced from 4 exons.
CUCGUUAUGUUGAUUUCAGAAAUGACAGACACGAUUUGUCAAAACGUGUAUGUACACAUAGUAAAAAUCAAAUGUAAUUAUUAACUUAAAAAUGCUUCAAGGAUGAGUUCUAAUAAAAGAAAGAUCAUUAAAGAUGAUCGAGGUGAAAAAGAUAGUCUCAAGCAUCGACGGAGUUCGUUAAAAGUUAACCUUAGUGACACUUCAAAUUCAUCUGAAUUUGAGGAAGAAAGCAGGAGGAAAUUCCAUCUUCCGCAUAUGCCAACUUCUGUUACCGAGGAUAUAGAUAAAAUACAAUAUCCCAAAGAUGACUUAUUGAGAAAUAUCACAGUUCGCAAAAGUUCCAGACGUAUUGCAAGUAGACGUUAUAAUACACGUAAUCAUAGUAACGAUAACAUUGGAAACACAAAUGUUUCCAAUGAAGAGAAUAGAAAUGAAAAUGAUUCCAGUGUAGAAGAAUCAAUUAAAACUAAUGUAGCAUCCAAAACAAGUAUACAAACGACGGAAAGAAUUCGUAAGCUACCCAAAGUUACCCAAAAUCUUAGCAUAGUUUUAAUCGAUAUAAACAAGAAAGAGAAAUCUCAGGGUAAGAUUUGUGAACAAUUAAAGAAUGCAAUUUUACAGAAAACUAGAGAACUAUUUGAUAAACAGAAUGAACUUUCAAUAAAAACUGCCGAUGUAUUGAUCGGGGCAAAUAAUUCAUCCAAGAGUUCAAUGUUAAAUAAUCGGGUACCUCUUAUUAGCAGAGAUGAAAGAAAUGUUUUACGAGAUACUCCUUCAAAUUAUUUGACAGCCGAGAAUCAUUUAAACACUAUUCCUGAGAGUUGUACAAAUGGUGAUGAAAGCAUUAUUAGUACACCUAAAAUAAAUUGGAGGAACAGGCAAAGUGAUUCUUCUGUAUCUUCUGAAAAAACUAAUUCUUUAAGGAAAAAACUAUUUUCCAAUGAAGAUGAUUUAGCCAGCUCACCCGCAAAUCAGAGAGAAACUAAUCAUGAAAAUGAAAACAUAUAUAAGAAAUCAGAAGUUCAUUCUAAUAAUGGUACCAGCCCAAUUUUAAGUGGAAAUGGUUGCUCCAAUCGAUUAUUUGGAUGUACUCAAAAUAGCAAUAGUCCUAUAUUAAGUUGUGGUAGUACUACUUUGAAUCGCACAAGAUUGUCGCACUUGUCUCAGAAUGUGUUUACUAAUUCAUGUAACAUUGAAACAAACAAAAAGGUAUCAGAUCCUUACAGGAGUGCUAAAAAUCUAUCAAAUGGCACAAGAACAUCAGUAUCGCGAAUACAAACUAAAGAGAAUUUAUUUCUUGGAUCUCCCAUUACUUCUUCUUCUUUAAUAAAGAAAUCCGUUAGACAUGCAAAUAGUAAUGUGAACACUCUUGACAGCAAAGUAAACAGUAGUGAUUGUAAUAAAUCUAAUGACUCUGAAGAUGAUGAAAGGGCAUAUCAUAAAACUAUUACAGAUGCUACACAAAUCCCAAGGAUCUGUGCAAGUAAAAAGGAAAGUAGAAAUAUUAUGGAAAAUAAAUUAGGUAAUGUUUCAAGUAAAAAUAAAAGUAAUAAUCAUAAAGAAGGAGAGUGUGUCUCAAGUUCAACCCGACAUCACACAGUUCCUGAACAAUCUACGAAGAGUCAGAAUACUUACGAAGAAGUACCAAUGGAGUUGACAACAGUUCAAGGAAAAAUUAUUUCUAAUAGCAAGAGUUUGUCGAAUGUGUUAUCUGUUAGGGACACUGUUGUUAAUGAUGAACGCAGCAAAGAAGAUAGUGACAGUACCAUUCGAACCUCUUUGAACGUUAACACUUCUCUAGAUCCAAAUUUAGAGAUACAAGAACCCGACGAUUGUCUCAAAAUUAGGAAUAGCACAACUACAGUUCAAAGUUCAUUGCAGGUCAAUACAUCUCUUAAUCCUGUACAUGAUUCAUUAAAUCAAAGAGAUCAAAAUAAAGAUAAGAAUCAACUCACGAGAAAAAAGAGUGAAGAUAGAAUUCAAAACGAUUCUUUAACCAAUACCGAUAUACCAUAUAGUACAGAAACUGACCGAGAAAAUGAAUUUGUUUCCUUAGAAAAUAUUUCUAUCAUUGAGAGAUUACGAAAUAUUUCUUUAACGAAGGAACGAAUGUCAGAGUCUAAUUCUACAAGUACAGAUAAGAAUAAUCCAAAGAAUGCAAUAGAGGAAGGUUCUCAUAAUAAUCAAAGUAGAGGAGGUAAACGUUCUUCUUCUUUUGGAGGGAAAAGUUACAUUGAAGGAACACCAUAUCCUAUAAGCCGAUCGAUGUUAUUGAGAUCACAAUACAAAUGUAGUAUAACAAACGAAAAUCAAAAUGUACAAAAGACAGUUACUUUGGCCAAUGAACAAGGAAGCUGCCAGCAUGAAUCUUCACAUCAUCUCAUAAAUAAUGAAAGGCACAUAAGUGACGGGGAAAAAAAUGGUGAACAGGUAACUUUACGUACAAGUAGGAACCGAUCACUAAAAUUAGUUGAUUCAUCAAUAUUGAAUUAUUCAACAUCUUCGAAUGAAUCAAGAAAUAAUGAAUGUAGAGAACGUGUUAUCAUCCAAGAUUCUAUGAACCAACUUUCUUCCAAUGAAAGUGAAACACCCUCCUAUCCUGCCAACGUAUCAAGAAAAAAGAAAGUCCUGAACCAAAAAAAAAAAUUACUGCCUUUGCACGAUAGCUCCCAACCAGUAGUUUUUAGUCCUUUAGAAAAUAAAUCUCAAACUCCAAGAAAGAGAAAGCCUAAAAAUAUAUUCAAUAAAGUAAAUAAACUUCCUAAAAAACAUGUAGUAAUUAAUGAUGAUGCUAAGAAGAAGGAUACCGAUAAAAGUAAAACAAAUGACAACGAAUUAUUAUUGCAUAUAUAUUCAAGCAUCGAUCAACCACAAAAAGAAAAACCUAAAAAACGUAGAAAAAUCUUAAGUAAAAAAAUUAUAGUGAAGAAACCUAUGAAUUUAGAUAUAUUAGAUGAACUAAGAAAUUGCUCAGCAAUCACACAAGAACAGGCUGAAAAUUCUGUGAGAUUAGGACAGUCGUCGCAGGAUUUUGAAUCAAGCCAAAAAAAUUCAAAAGAUGUACAGAAAACUAAGGGAAUAGUCAUUGUUACCACAGGACUAUCAAGAGAGGAUAAAGGUACCGUGAAAAGAAUAGUACAGACCAUUGGCUCUGCUCAAAUCGAAGCAACUGUAACAAGACGUACAACGCAUGUCAUAACUACUGGUGUGCGUACAAUUAAUUUACUUCGAGCUAUUAUAAGAGGCUGCUGGUUGAUCAGUCUCGAAUGGGUUUUUAAAUCUUUGGAGUCAAGGCGAUGGUUGAACCCAGAAAAAUACGAAUUAACUCAUUUUUCUAAAGCUGUGCUUGAGAAUCGAAAGGAUCGCCAGCUGUUUGGUGCAUGCUUUGUUCCGGAGCUUUUUGCAACUUGUGGAGUGAUAUAUGUACAGAAUGGUACAACUCCACCAACACCAAUUUUAAAGGAAUUAAUAAAGACUGCUGGUGGAAGAAUCACUGAGGACCCACAAAAGGCCAAGGUGACAAUUGGUCCCGAUGGAACAAAAGAAAUUUGGGUAUUAGACUCUAUAACAACUGGAAUUUUACAACCUUUAAAUCAAUAUCAAAGAAGAUAAAUCUAUUUUAUAGAUUAAUUUUGCACAAGACUAACAUUUCAUUGAAUAUUCAUAUACAGUAAACAUGGUUGCUCAACACAUACCAAUAUAAGAUAUAUUAUUGUAAAACACCAUUGGUCCAUUUUAUUCUGAAUUUUCUUAUUUAGAGAAUAACGGAAUGACGAAUCGUAUUGACUAAUCAUAAAGUUUGAAUUGUAGUUGCACUAUCUUUAGAUUUGAGACAAUCCUUAAUUUGUUGUAUCUCUAAAAUUUGAUCCAGAAAAGUGUACACAUUUUCAAUGUACAUACAUAUGUAAAACAUGUGUAUACAUGAAAUCUAAUAAUCCAGUAAUGUAAUUAUCUAAUAAGAAUUGUAUAAUACUGCGAAUAUUUUUAAG